AUGUGUACGUGCAAUGCCACAAAAACAUCAAGUCUGUGUCUCUCUUGGUUUGAUUCUGUUCAUGUACAGGUGUGGAACUUGAGCUCUCAUCUUAACGCUUUAACUGAGUCGGAAACAGAAGGUAAAGGUGCAACUUCACCAGUUCUUACCCAAGCACCUGCUGCUAACUUUGCUGGCCACAAAGAUGAAGGAUACGCUAUAGAUUGGAGUCCUGCAACUGCGGGAAGGCUUCUUUCUGGUAUAGGGAGUGAUGACGGGACAUUCUCUAUCCGCGAUCUUAGACUGAUCAAGGAUGGAGAUGCUGUGGUAGCACAUUUUGAGUAUCAUAAGCAUCCUAUCACGUCGAUUGAGUGGAGCGCUCAUGAAGCCUCGACACUUGCAGUCUCUUCCAGCGAUAACCAGCUCACGAUAUGGGAUUUAUCCUUAGAGAAAGAUGCUGAAGAGGAAGCAGAGUUCAGAGCCCAGACCAAGGAAGAAGUUAACACACCUCAAGACUUGCCUCCUCAGCUUCUCUUCGUUCACCAGGGACAAAAGAACUUGAAGGAACUUCACUGGCACAACCAGAUUUCAGUGAUGAUCAGCUCAACUGCUGCUGAUGGUUUCAACAUGUUGAUGCCUUACAACAUUCAAAACACACUUCCUUAUGAUCUCGCUGCCUGA
This is a messenger RNA of Arabis nemorensis, 660 nucleotides long. NCBI's taxonomy places the organism in Eukaryota, Viridiplantae, Streptophyta, Magnoliopsida, Brassicales, Brassicaceae. The record is from the annotation of a GenBank genome assembly.